This is a messenger RNA of Labrus bergylta (ballan wrasse), 1738 nucleotides long. RefSeq names its product solute carrier family 2 member 11b (gene slc2a11b). The record is from RefSeq and is a predicted model, not a curated record. Gene Ontology annotation, cellular component: plasma membrane. Gene Ontology annotation, biological process: monosaccharide transmembrane transport. Gene Ontology annotation, molecular function: hexose transmembrane transporter activity. Lineage: Eukaryota; Metazoa; Chordata; Actinopteri; Labriformes; Labridae.
UGGAACAUCCAUUAUCCGUGGUUCUUUCACACUUAUUUUUUAGGGCAGCAUCCAAAAUGAAAAUCAGCAAUGGAACUAGGGAGUCAGAGAAAACGUUUCCACACAGAUCUCUUCUUCUGGCUGUAUGUGCUGCUUGUAUAGGGGGAACCUUUCAGUAUGGAUACAAUGUAUCCGUCAUCAAUGCACCUACAAUGUUCGUUCAUAAUUUCAUCAACCAAACGUGGAGCGAUCGUUACCAAUCGGACAUAUCCGACCAUGUUCUCACUCUGCUCUGGUCUGCUAUUGUGUCUAUAUUCACAGUAGGAGGACUUAUUGGAGUAACGAUCGGUGGGACGAUGUCUAUGAUGCUCGGGAGAAAAGGGGCCCUGUUGGCUAAUAAUAUAUUUGCAAUAUUUGCUGCUUUGCUAAUGGGUCUGAGUUACCCUACUGGAUACUUUGAAUUACUCAUUGCUGGACGUCUUUUCUGUGGAAUAAACGCAGGCAUUGGACUCUGUGUUCAACCUCUGUAUUUGGGGGAAAUAGCUCCAACCUCUCUCCGUGGUGCCAUGGGAACAGGAACUUCUAUUUUCAUCACUGGUGGAAUUUUGUCGGGACAAGUGAUUGGCCUCAAAGAGCUCCUGGGCAGAGAAGAGCAGUGGCAUCUCCUGCUCGCCACCACAUGUGUCCCAGCCAUCAUGCAGCUCCUGAUCCUGCCCUGGUUCCCUGAGAGCCCACGAUACCUGCUCAUUGACAAAGGAGAUGAUGCCAGAUGUAAAAAAGCUCUGGCGCAGCUGCACGGAGCAGCUGGCUGUAUCAGUGAAUGGGAAGAAAUCGAGAAGGAGAGGAACAAUUUUGUAGGUUUUAAAGCAAAGAAACCCUGGGAGCUCUUCUAUGAUCCUACUAUCCGCUGGCAGCUUCUUACCAUCUUGCUGCUCAACGCUGCACAACAGCUGAAUGGCAUCAAUGCUAUUUAUUUCUACGCAGAUUACUUGUUCAAACAAGCCGGUAUUCCCUCUGAAAAGAUUCCAUAUGUGACGAUAGGCACUGGUGCUUGUGAAUGUGUCACGGCUCUAACAUGUGGUCUGCUCAUUGACCGUCUGGGAAGGAAAGUGCUCAUCGCAGGAGGCUACACACUGAUGAGUAUCUGCUGCGUUUUAAUCACGCUAACACUCACUUUCCAGGAGGCCAACCCUAUAGUCCCAUACCUGAGCAUGGCGUGUGUAUUUGCUUUUAUUCUGAGUUUUGGCCUAGGACCAGGUGGUGUGACUAACAUCUUGACCGCUGAACUAUUCACACAAAGCACGCGGCCUGCAGCAUACAUUAUCUCAGGGUCACUCAACUGGUUCAGCUUCUUCUUCAUCGGCCUGGCCUUCCCUUUUAUUGUGAUCGGGCUGCAGCAGUACUGUUUCCUUGUGUUCUUGGUCAUCUGUGCCUUAGUGGCAACAUACAUUUGUCUUGCUGUUCCUGAAACCAAGAACAAAACCUUUCUUGAAAUCGAGAAUGCGUUCCAGUCAAACAACCACAAAAAGGUGAAUGGCGUGGAUGGAGCAGGAGCAAUACUGUUAUCGACGUCUAUAUGAAGCAUAACCGAUGACUCAGGGGUCACACGUGUUGAGAUUUAUAUGUGUUAUAUAGAGUUUACUUAUAUCACAAAGAGCAGUCAUAUACUUUAGAAAAUGUAGCAUGAUAAUAAAGGUGUUGUAAGUUAUGGAGCCUUGCUUGAACUUCAGUGUACUGUUGUAGAAUGAUUAGGUCUUGU